This is a messenger RNA of Schistocerca nitens (vagrant locust), 7863 nucleotides long. RefSeq lists its product as uncharacterized. NCBI's taxonomy places the organism in Eukaryota, Metazoa, Arthropoda, Insecta, Orthoptera, Acrididae. The transcript is spliced from 3 exons. Bases 3171 to 4124 code for a protein of 317 amino acids. The record is from RefSeq and is a predicted model, not a curated record.
UCGGUUGUGGGCAGUAGUUAGAAAUUUUAUUGUAAUGAUGUAGAUUAUUAUAAAGAGCAUUGAAAUUAAAGAAAUUAAAUAUUCUUCUGUCACUGGGAUUCAUUUAAGCCAUGCAGUGUUGGGCUACCUAAUGUCAUGCUUGAGGGCCCCAGAUGGAAUCCAAACUCAUGGGAUUCAGACAUAUGGAGCAGCUGCUCAAGUUGUCAAAAAUGAAUGAUAUAUUUACCACAACAUGUUUUGGGACUGCAUUAUCAGAUAAUAACAGCUAUGUAAUUAGGAACUAUCAAACUAAAAAAUCCAGCAACAAACAUGCCUUGUCAAACAUUUAAAUCUCUUCCGUGAAUGUUUCAGUUUUUUUCGCAUAACCUUCUCAUGAAGGUCAGUUACAAGCAGAGCUUUGUGAGAUGGUUAUGUGAGAAAAUGAGAUAUUCAAAGAAGAGCUUUAUAUGUUUAAUAUGGCAUGUUUGCUUGUAGUGUGUUAGUUUGAUGGUGUCUAUGGGAUAGCAAUGUUAAACUCUUGAUAACAGGAUAUAUAAGCUUGAAACAUAUUGUGGUAAAUAUAACUUGUAAGAUGUAUGGAAGUUUCUAUGUCCAGGUCAACACGGUGACACCUACUGGUGGAGAACAAUUGCCCUUAGCGACCAGUCUCCUGACAGUGGAGGUUAUCUAAGUUGCUGCAUUGCUGGUUGGGUGCUGUUAGCACAAUGGCAGUUCUUCACCUGAUCGGCUAUUGUCGCUGGGGCAUCCCCCUUAUGGAAAGGAGUGUUCCUAAAGCUGUGCUUCUUAUGGUUUUCCGACUCCAAGCCAGCAGCUCCGCUCAUGUGAUACAGCUGUGAUGGGUGGCAAUCCUGCUAGGAGAGCACUCAUGAAUCACUGCUCCACUCCCACGGUACUACUGACUGCUCUGCUCGGGGGAGCCACGGUGCUGUCGACGGCUCCGCUCGUGGGAGCUGUGUUGCUGUCGGCCGCUCCGCUCGUGGGAGCCGUAGUGCUGUCGACUGCUCCGAUCGUGGGAGCAGUGUUGCUGUCGACCGCUCCGAUCGUGGGAGUUGUGCUGCUGUCAACCGCUCCGCUCGUGGGAACCGUGGUGCUGUGGGCUGCUCCGCUCGUGGGAGCCGUAGUGCUGUCGACUGCUCCGAUCGUGGGAGCUGUGACGCUAUCAACUGCUCUACCCAGGGAAUCCAUCUUCCUGGUUGAUGCUCCACUCGUGGGGGCUAUCGACUGCUUCAUUUGUGAGGGCUAUCUUACAGGUGACUUCGCUACACACCAGUACUGUUGUCCAAGCAAUGAUCUUGUGGUAGUUGUCAUUCUGGUUACAGUUCUACUUGUGGUGGCAGUUUGCUGGCGACUAUUCUACUCAUGGGCCCAUUUCUGAUGGUGAUUGCUGCUCAAGGAUACUGACAACAUUGCAAUGAUUAACAACUUCCUUUCAGAUAUGGGGACCAAUAUUGAACUGUAGAUCUUGUUGACUGCAUUUUCCAUAGUUGCACUACUUGAUCUUUCCAAAACAUAAAAUGCUUCUGAGUGUUAAGAUUCAACUUGAUUGAUGUGAUCCAGAAUGCUGUGUCUGACACCGUAUAGUGUUUUAAAAGCAUAGAAUAUUUUUAAAGCAUACUUGUUUGAGGCCAUAAGAGAUUGAAAACAUUAAAUUUGUUGUUACCUUAGUUGUGGAACUUUGGACCUCAUUAUGUGUUAAGGAGUUCGAGUGUGAGGCCAGUAUUGCAUUCCACUCCCUGGAACUAUGGUGCAGUUUGCAGUUCACUGUGGAUUUAGGAUGUGAAUUUCUGUUGUGAAAUGCACUGAAGAACUUGAUUGUAGGAGAUUUACUCUGUUGUGUACUGUGUGGUACAGUUCAGACCUUAGUUGUAAUGUCUGGCAGACCAUGGGCAUUUUGUGCCUUGUACACAGUGUUUCAGCACGUUAUGAUAUCCUUUGCAACUUUGCUUAUCAACUUGGGUGCUGACAUUGUGCAAAGUGGAAUGCAGCUGAUUCUCCACUAGUCUCCAAUCAUUGGUCAGUUGGACCACUGCUAAUUCAGUGCUUGGUUGUAGCAGCUGUAGCCACUCGCAAGCACAUGCCUCAGUCUCUCUGCUCUGUAGGCAUUUUUUAUACAAAAUAGUGUACUGUAGUUUAGGUCCCUUGCUGCAGUUUAAUAUGCUUUUCAGUUUUGGCUGAUGUGGAUCUCUUAUCAGAUGCUGUGUGUGCAGGGAGCUUUUUGUCAUCUAUGGCGUUGUCUCUUAAUGUAUGUGCUAGGCUGGGACUGUUAUCACCACAGUCUGAUUGAUGCAACAACUGCUCGUACCAUCCCAUGUCCCAGUGUUAUAUUUGUUAGUAAAUUGUUAAACACAUUGUUUUUUAAGUGUUUGUGUAGUGUUGUGGUGUUUCCUACAGUUACAGGUGCUUCAGUUUCCUGUGGUGAAAUUUGCUUUGGUUGUCAAACGUACUCGUGUUUUUUUUUUCGAUAACAAUUUCUUUUGUGCAUUUAUCCAAGAGGUCAUAGGUUAGCAUGUGCAGUAAUUCAGCAACUGUGGGACGAGGAUAGUGACCAGUUAAUACAAAUUUAGUUCCAGAAAGCAAAAACAGCUGUAAUUGGUUCUUUGGAUAAUCAUAUAGAACUGUUAAACAGGGGAUGUCAAACCAUUUAUCAAAAAUUCAUCAGAUACAGACAGUUGAAUCUGACUGACCACUCAGCCAGACCAAUCCGUUCAAUUGGUCCAUCUCUGAACGGGUUCCUUAUAUGGUCAUACCUAUUUGCUGUGUUCAAGUUUCAGUUUACCAGGACCACAACCAAGACCACAGACAAGUAUGUUUUGUAAGCUAUGUGCAUGCGCUCUAGAAUGUUUACCUUGUUAAUAUUUUGGUUGUACCGUGAUUAGCUGGCCUAUCUCCAUAUUGUUCAACGCAGAAGUGCCCAGCUUUUUUCUUUUUUCUUCUCUUUUCUUUUUUUUUCUUUUUUUUCAUUUGGCCUGGAGGUAUCCAGGAUUUGUCAAAUUUGUCAUGGAGGUGUCCAAGGUACAUCCAGGGAUCAUCGCACUAUAUGUCGCCGAGGCGGCUGGAUUUCACUGCCACAUUCAUAAUAGAGGUGUCAGGAUUUGUCACAGAAGUAUCUGUUGUUUGUCGUGUCCAGGAUUCAUUGCACCAUUCAUCACAGAAGGGUCCUGUUCAUUGUGAUGUCCAGGAUUUGUCCCAGAGCUGUCCGGGUUUUGUCGCAGAUGUGUCCCGGAUUCAUCGUGGGGGUGUCUGGGAUUCGUUGCAUUGUUUAUUGUGGAGGCAGCCGGGAUUCAUUGCAUUGCUCAUUGUGGAGGUGUCUGGGAUUUGUCGUGGAGGUGUUCUCCAGGACUGGAUGCGGAGAUGUCCGGGAUUCGUCGCGGGACUCGAUGCGGAGGUGUCCAGGAUUCAUUGCGGAGACAUCCAGGAUUCGUCACGGAGAUGUCUGGGAUUCAUCGUGGAGGUAUCCAGGAGUCAUGGAGAUGUCCGUGAUUCGUUGUGGAAAUGUCCGAUCCGGGAUUCAUCGUGGAGUGUCCAGCGGAAUUCAUCACAAAGAUGUCACGGUUUUACUGGCAGAGGUAUCCCGGUUCGGUCUCAUCGUUCGUCGUGGAGGUGUGCGGAUUUCGUAUCAUCGUUCGUCGCGGAGGUGUCCGGGUUUCGUCUCAUCAUUCUACGCGGAGGUGUCCGGGUUUAGUUUCAUCGUUCGUCGCGGAGGUGUCCGGGUUUCCUCGCGGAGGUGUCCGGGUAUCGUCGCGGUGGUGUCUGGGUUUCGUCUCAUCGUUUGUCGCGGAGGUGUCUGGGUUUCGUCUCGUCGUUCAUCGCGGAGGUGUCCGGUUUCCGUCUCAUCGUUCGUCGCGGAGGUGUCCGGUUUUCGUCUCAUCGUUCGUCGCGGAGGUGUCCGGGUUUCGUCUCAUCGUUCGUCGCGGAGGUGUCCGGGUUUCGUCUCAUCGUUCGUCGCGGAGGUGUCCGGGAUUCGUCUCAUCGUUCGUCGCGGAGGUGUCCGGGAUUCGUCUCAUCGUUCGUCACGGAAGUGUCCGGGUUUCGUCUCAUUGUUUGUUGUAACGGUGUCUGGGUUUCGUCAUGGAGGUAUCCGGACUUUGUCUCAUCAUUCGUUGCGGAGGGGAGGGGGGUCUUGAUUUCGUCUCAUCGUUCUUCGUGAAAGUGACCUUGGUUUUUCUAGUUACAUAUCAUUGUGGUGUCGUAAGAUUUUCUUAACAUGCAUGACAGAGGUGUUGUAAGAUUUUUUUUGGCAUGCAUCAGACGUGCCACAAGUCGUAGCAUAUCCCUGGUGCACAACGAGCUGAAAGGACGCCACAUGGAACUUCCUAUGGUAUUAUUUGUGCAUCAUGGAGGAUAUAGCGAUUUGGUGCAUAUGGUACCAAAUAGAUGCCUGUCAGUUAACACAUUACAGAGCGUCCAGUUCAGCUUGUACAAUAAAUUUGUCCAUAGUUCAUAUUACCAUGCACCAUGUUCACUUUUAUGGCUGGCUGCCUAAGUUACAGAUCAGUAUGGUUUAUGUCUUAUUCCUUAUGGAGAUGUUCAUUGACUGUCUCCAUAUUAAUUGUGAAUUUUUUGUGAUUCUAGUCCGUCAUAUGCUUAUAUGUAACUGUUGUCUCCUGCUUUAGAGACAUACUUGGGACCUUGCCUUUCAAAAAUUAAAACUUAAUCCAUGUGAAGGUACAGCAUUGACAUACAAAGGUUAGCUUGUGUGCCGUAGUGAUGUCCCAGUUCUUUUUAGCAUUUUCUGUUGUGCAUAAUGUGAAUAGUGAAAUAUUUGGUUUUGUGUAAUUGGCUCAAAGCAGGUAAGACUACAUAUGGUAUUUAAUGAUGUAUACUUAACAUUUGGUGUUGCCUGUUUUGUACUGGUUGAUAUCCAAAUUACAUUUACUGGCAGAAAUAUCCCAGUAAAGCUGUGGCUUUAACUCUUGAUAUUGGACUGCCCUUAAGAGGUUAUAUGGAACAAAAUUGCAGCAUUUAUCUGAGUAUUAUUUCUUUUCAAUAUGGUCCAUCUACUUCUUCAUUAGAGCAGAUGUACCCUAAGAAAUUCAGAGGCUGUAUCACUGAAAUCAAAGAGAUGUGAGAGUGAUGAGAGGUAUAGGUAGUAACCAUUCAUACUGGCACACAAGUACAGUUGGAUUUUUUAAAAAUUUACUUGUUGAUGUUAGCAGAUUCAUCACAGAUAAUCAGCACAUUUUUUACACCAAAGACAUAAACUUCCUUUUCAAAUGUUUUUAUGUACACACACUGCUUUACUUUGAAGCAGGUCUCAAUUCUGCAUCACAUACUUAUUUUUCAACAUUACUGCAGGAACAAGAUGUGUGUGACAUGCCCCCCCCCCCCCCCCCACACACACACACACACUAAAAUAAUUCCAAUCAUGCAUUCCUUUCUGGGUCUUCCAAUUUGUAUGCAGUCUUUUAUUGCGAUCGUCAGUCUAAAAUUUUCACUGAGUACUGCAUUAGCUUGAUUAUUUAUCACUUCUAUGGAUUGAUGCAGUUCUCUCACCAGGUUCUCAUAAAGAAAACUCCACUUCAGAGAGAGAUGGGAGCAGUCACCCACAUGUAAUGAAAUGACCUAAUUAAAUUCCACAAUUGACUGUGCAAUUAGUACUGGACUUCCAUCAUUUCAUUAAAUUUCACAGUUCAUGAGAAAGGUCUUCCUGGAUAACAAGUCAUCGCUCAAUAACAGUUAAAUUCUAGAAAUGUUUUACAAAGAAUGCAGUUGUGAAUCAUUAAUCAAAACCUAACAUACUGAAACAUAGUUGAUACCAAAAUAUUAAUUUGCUGUCACAUUGUUUUUAGACAGCAAUUGGCAAGUAUAUAUAGAGCAUUACUUGAUAUGGUCCUGUAUGUAGUCUUACAUUGGUGUGUGUUUAUACCGAUAUUGUAAUGCAUACUUAUUUCACAGUUAAUGUAAUCUUUAUUAGUGAUAUUAUUUCCGUGUUCAUCUCAGUAAUUCAUAUAGAUUUGGAAAUGACGAUAAAUCAGGUCCUUAUUUUUUGAAGCUUAAUUUAAGCACUGCUCUAUAAUCAGGAAACUUGUUACUUUAAAUCAGUACAGAUCAAUGUUCUAGCAAGAUUUUUUAAAGUAGGAUCAACAUUUUAAAGCACCUAAUACUAUGAAGUUUUAUGUACCAAAUUCUUUUGUAAAAUAAAUGUUCCUCAACAAAACUAACUAUGCUACAUCUGUCAGUACAUUAUAGAAAAAUAGCCUGAAUAAUAAUACCCAGGAAAACUGAAAUAAUUGUAAUAUUUACUAGGUAAUUGAUAUCCAAAAGUAAACUAAAAAAUUGAAAACAAAGCAUUUAUUUACUUCAGGAAUGAUACCAGAGCAAAUGGAGGUCCUACACUUUUCAUACAUUCUUUGUUCUUAUGAUUGGUGGCAAAACUAUUAUCAGUGAUGUUAUUGCUCUAAUGUGGUUGAAAAGUUGCAUUGCUCCAUGCCAUAAACUUACUAGUGUUGCUUGUGAACCUUUCAUUGCAGUUCCUAGUGUGAGUGUCCCAUUAAAAAUUCCUUCAUGUGGCUGUUAAUGUUUGCAUUUUCCUUUCUAUUAUUCCUCUGUCACUUCCACCUUCCAAAUAGGGAAACACUUCCAUCAGAGUUCUCAUUUCAGCUUAUAUAAGUUACUUAAACUUUGUGUGUGUGUGAGAGAGAGACUUAUGGGGCACUCAACACUGAGGUUAUGAGUGCACCAAAGUGGAAAUUUGUAUUCAUGUCUUUUGAUUCACAUGUAAUGAAAAUUAACUUUAACUCUCAACUACUAAAUUCUUUUUAUUUUAUUUAUUUAUUUUGAGAGAAGGUGUCUUUCUCGAGUAUCUGAAGUUAAACACCAGGAUGGAAAAUCAGGAAACUUGUUACUUUAAAUCAGUACAGAUCAAUGUUCUAGCAAGAUUUUUUAAAGUAGGAUCAACAUUUUAAAGCACCUAAUACUAUGAAGUUUUAUGUACCAAAUUCUUUUGUAAAAUAAAUGUUCCUCAACAAAACUAACUAUGCUACAUCUGUCAGUACAUUAUAGAAAAAUAUGCCUCGCUCAAACAUGAAUUUGGUUUAGUUUAUGAAAUUCUUCUCAUUGAACAUUUGAUGAGUUGUGUAAAUAAGUCAUAUAUUAAGUACAUAACUAAUUGCUUUGGUGUCUUUACCAUUUGUUAAUAUUCAGUGCAGAGUAUGAACACCAUUAUAGCAUAGAAUCAAAGUUUUUUUUAUAACAUUGGUUGGCUACAUCAGAGAUGGUAACGAUGGUUCUGUUUUUAUACUACUUUGUGAGACAGUGCACUAUCUUGAAUUUCUGUAUGGAUAAUACAUUAAACUGAACGUCUUCAAUGGAAUUUGUGCUUACAUAUUAAUAAAACUAUUGUAAUCAAAGUCAGUCUUUGCAUAAGAGAAAUAAAGAUUAUAUACCAGUGCUCUGGUUGAAAUCCAGUCUGCAGUUUCUUCCUCAUUUUAGAUACUUCUUGCUUAAAUUAGAACAUCUUGUGAAACCUUUUGUGUUCAAUUCUUAUCAGCCCUUCAGUAUUAUAACCACAACUCUAUUUCAUGUCUGCGAUUAUUUUAUGUUUCAAUUGAAGAUCACACUGCACAACAGUAAUUUGUUGUGUAUUGGCACUGUGGGAAACAUUUCUCCAUUAUGGGAAACCCAUUGCUCCAUAAAUCUAAUGAAUUGUCAAUAACUGACAAGUGUCAGCAGUGUCAUGGCAAUAUUUUUAAUCCUUUAUUACUUGAUGUUUAGUAUAUGAUGGUUGUUAGUAUAUCAAUUAUUUCCUUUGUCGAGAAAACAAGAUAAUGAGGGUUGAAGUAUUUCCAGUGUUUUCUAUUUAUCAAAAAAAUAAGUAAUGUAUGAAUAAAAAUUAAUGCUAAUAAAGGAAUAACAUUUUCUAAA